UCCCGUGAUAUUAAAUCUCGCCAAGGCAAAAUAGAAUCAAAACAAAAUAUCUUAUUCAUAUUGCAGUAGUGGUGAAGUUUACCGCAAACAAGUUUGAUGAUCAUUCAGCAAAAGUCUGGUAUUUCCAGAGUCGUGGGAACUCGGCACAUUGAUAUCUUACAAUCACUUGACAGAUUAUCUUGAGCAGUUAGUACGAUACUUUUUAUGGGAUAGGUCGAUUUUUGUAGAAGUUAUGCGCAAAUAUGAAUUCGAAUGGAGUUUCUUUGGAUUCAUUAGAAUUCUUGUACCGGUGCUCGUUUACCUUAUGUGUUUCGUGACCAUCUUCAAAGUUUGCUUAAAAUUGUGCAAACGACGCAGAAAUGAGGGGCCACCCUUACAACGCGUUGCCUCGGUUCCAUCGCACAUCAAUCUUGCACAACCAAUUUCGGCAAGGUCAACCCAUGUGGUCAUUCCAAUCGAUUUCAUAUCGGAAAUAGUCCCCUCAAGUGUCGAAGGAGUUAGGCAGCAGCAGCAGCAGCCUGCUGCGACCGAUUUAGAAUCACAGAAUCCACCAAGCUACGAGGAGGUGACUAGCGAAAGUUACAGCCAGAAAUUACCUGCUUACUCUGAAUUGAGUCGGUAGCAAAUUGGGCUGUUUUACUCAAAUCAUCUUCAUUUUCUAAAGUUUAUCUGUUUUCUGUUAACACCACAAAUCACGUGGACACUUUAAUUCAUCUUAAUCGAGCCACCUGAAAUAAUAAUAAUAAUAAUAAUAAUGUAAGCAGAGCAGAUGUUAAAAUGUAUGUUACGAAUUAUAGAAUUUUAUGAAG
Messenger RNA from Culex quinquefasciatus (southern house mosquito), 809 nucleotides. RefSeq lists its product as uncharacterized. The transcript is spliced from 3 exons. The record is from RefSeq and is a predicted model, not a curated record. Lineage: Eukaryota; Metazoa; Arthropoda; Insecta; Diptera; Culicidae. Bases 233 to 622 code for a protein of 129 amino acids.